GACCCUCCCCCACCACUUGAGAACCAAGUUCUCUUCGAUCCUCCCUUCCCUUCCCCGCCUCCUCCACCUUCAUCGCUGCUCAUCCCAACCCACGAUCUCACCUGAUUCUUCCGCCCAAAACCAUUCUGUUUACUCACACAAAAACAAGCCCCUUCCAAGAUAUUUAGGUGUUCUAGUUUUCGGUUCCAGUUGCCCGCCGGAGCUCUCUUUCGGUAACUUGAAAGCAAAGCAACUAUACCGGCGAGUUUUGGAAGCUCCACCGCAACUAUGGCAGUCUCCGACCACCGGAAGUCUCACUCCGACUUCAAGGUUUUUCAACUUUGUCUCUUCUGGCAAUCGAGGAAUGCCUCGCCGUCGUCGCCGUCGUCUGCGGCAAAUAACCUUCACCUUAGUAACGAAGGAAGCCGGAGCGACAGACAUCAGGAAGGACACUCUCGGAAGUCUUCGUCUUUUAAAACGGUGUCGUCUGCUGCGAGAUCUUUACUUCCCUCUCGGCGCAGACUUCGUCUUGAUCCUUCUAAAUAUCUGUACUUCCCCUAUGUACCUGGCAAACAGGUCAGAACAGCCGUUCGGUUAAAAAACACUAGCAAGUCUCGUGUAGCUUUCAAGUUCCAAACCACAGCACCAAAGAGUUGUUACAUGCGACCUCCUGGUGGUAUACUUGAACCUGGAGAAAGCCUGAUUGCAAUAGUGUUUAAGUUUGUGGAGCAACCAGAGAUCAAUGAAAAGAUAAUGGACCUGAAGAACAAGGUCAAGUUCAAAAUUAUAAGUCUCAAAGUGAAAGAUGGAGUGGACUAUGUACCUGAGCUGUUUGAUGAACAAAGGGAUCAAGUGACAGUGGAACGAAUAUUGCGGGCUGUGUUUAGAGAUCCAGAGCGUCCAUGCCCUGCUUUGGAAAAAACGAAAAGACAGUUGGCUGAAGCUGAUGCUGCUGUUGAAGCUCGCGAAUCUCGCAAGAAGCCUCCUGCUGAGACAAGUCCUCGAUUUGGUGGUGAAGGACUUGUAAUUGAUGAAUGGAAAAUAAGACGCGAGAGGUACCUGGCACGACAAGUUGAAGCUGCGGCAGAAUCAACAUGAAGUGAGGUUUUCUCUUCCUGCAUGUGCUUUUGUUCAGGGAAGAUGUUGCUAUGAAACAAUAUUGACCAUGGAUACUCUUCAAGUCAACUUCUAGGGGAAUUAGCUCUUCUCUGAGGCAAGGAAUUGUCCUAUGAUCAGUUUAAGUAUAGUUUUCAGAACCCAUCCUUGGAGGAGCAUUCCGGUGUGUACAUAAUAGAUUCAGCCUGAUUUGUGGAUUAAUGCCUGCUCUUGCUAGCAUUUGCUUGGGAAACUAUCUUGUCUGAAUAAUGGAUGAUUCAAUAUAAAAAUAUCUUGUGUGAAUAUAUAAGUGAUGAUUCACAUUGAUUAAA
Molecule: messenger RNA, 1406 nt
Organism: Prosopis cineraria
Lineage: Eukaryota; Viridiplantae; Streptophyta; Magnoliopsida; Fabales; Fabaceae
Product: vesicle-associated protein 4-1-like
Exons: 7
Coding region: 268-1077 (269 amino acids)
Biological process (GO): endoplasmic reticulum membrane organization
Cellular component (GO): plasma membrane; endoplasmic reticulum membrane
Source: RefSeq, a predicted model, not a curated record